This is a messenger RNA of Ceutorhynchus assimilis (cabbage seed weevil), 3582 nucleotides long. NCBI's taxonomy places the organism in Eukaryota, Metazoa, Arthropoda, Insecta, Coleoptera, Curculionidae. The record is from the annotation of a GenBank genome assembly.
GGUGUAUAUUUUUUUCCAAUAUGGUCAUAAUUUUCGUUGAAUGAAACUCCUGGUACAUUCAACUGAAAAUUGUUCAAGUUUUUUCAAUGUUCAAUCUAGAGUGCCAUAAAUAUAAGUUGAAAUAGUUCAUUUUGUUUCAAGGAAAAAAUAGUUCCAAUCGUCUUUGGGAAUUUUUAAAUGGAACAAGGUUGGGGCAAAAAAGUUAUAGACUGUAUUCACUUUCAGUUGACUCCCUGUAUGUAUGUCCAAUUAAAUGAAAAAAAUUAAUAAUUGCCUUUCGAUUUUACAGGUUGGUUCUCGAAAAAUCGUCGAGGAUGUGGUCGAUGGUUCAAUUCCCAGCACAAGUACUGGGAUCACUAAAGAGAAGGGAAAGAAACGGAAAUAUGCUGCUAUCCGUACAGUGGAAUGGGUCAGCCGAAAAGGAUCAAAGCUGAAUAAAUUCUUCGAAAAUGCUCAAGUGGGUGACUUAUUGAUCAACCAGGGGGAUAGUGUUACUUUACCCAAUGUUAAUGGAGAUGGGCCUGAACAAAUUGCAUAUGUCGCUUAUAUGUUUGAAGAAGGGAAGGAGAAAAUGUUCCACGCUCACUUUUACUUUAGAGGCUCAGAUACUAUAUUGGGUAGCAGAGCUAAUUGCAGUGAGCUAUUUGUGACUAAAUUUUGCCAAAAUGUCGAGUUAAGCAGCAUUAUCGGAAAGGUCAAGGUCAGCAAGAAAAUAUAUAAUUCCACAUGGCAACGUGAUGGUGGAUCUAAAGGCCAGAGCAGAAUACAAAAAAAACAGGAUAAGACGUCUUUUUAUUAUUCCAAAAUUUUCGAGAAAAAGACAUCCAGAUUUGUAGAUUUUGUUGAUGUCCCAGAAGCGAAAUGCAUGUCCUGCUUCUGGAAACAACAAGAGAAGGACCGUAAUAACAUUAAGGUUAAAACAACAGCGAAUGGUGAUCUCUUUGUGGAGGGCAAAGGCGAAAAAUAUUAUGUUGGAACCGCUGUAUUUAUAGAUUAUGAAAGGGAGCCGGUCCUGAAAGUACGGAAAAAGAAACAGUUACCGAAAAAGGUAGAGGUACCGAUAAAGAAAGAGCGACCGAAAACUAGAGUGAUGCCGAGAAGGAAACAGGAACCGGAGAGGAACGAGGAAAGUGAUAAGGAGAAUGUUUGUUUAACUCCAGCAAUCGUUAAUCGAUCAAAACGUUUAUUGAACGAUCGGGACAUGAGGUAUAUUUUUCCUGAAAAAUACCGAAACCCUGGUAGUCAUGAGCAUUUUGAAAGGCCUUGUGAACCUUAUACUGUUGGAGUUAUCGAAAAAAUUCAUAAUAAUGGUAGGACAGCUAUUAGAGAAUUUUGGAGAGUAGAAGAUACAACACAGACUCAUACAUAUGGCGAUCCAAAUUUAUUAUACUAUACUAAGUGCCUUUAUUACAUAGCAAACCUCACCGAAUGGGCGUCUGUCAUAAAGGGGAAAUGCUUUGUAUCUCAUACAAAGCAUAUUCCGGACAGAUUCCAGUGGAUUCAUCAGGGGCCAUAUCGUUUCUAUUUUGAACAAUCCUACAACCCCCACACUGAGGCCUAUGGAAAUUUGCCACAAGGUUCAGAGAAUAUAGGAUUACCUGGAAGUAAUCCAGAAUCUCCUGCACCUUGGCCAACAUUAGAAACCAAACUAAAUUGCAUGGACAUAUAUGCUGGGUGCGGUGGUUUGACGAAUGGGCUGGAACAAUCUGGUUGCAUUGAAACCAAAUGGGCAAUUGAAUAUGACUCUGAUACUGCAGACGCCUUCAAGUUGAAUCAUCCAACUGCAAAAGUUCUUGCGAGAGACUGCAAUGACGUUUUAAAUUUGCUUAUUUCAGGCAAACAGUCCAAACUAGGUCUGCCAAAGAAAGGCGAAGUUGAUGUUAUUGCAGGAGGUCCUCCAUGUCAAGGUUUCUCAGUGCUGAAUCAACAUGCCACUGCGGAUAAGUCACUUAAAAAUAACAGUCAGAUCUACACUUAUUUAGGAUUUAUCGACUACUAUAGACCAAAAUACUUCAUCUUUGAAAAUGUCGAAAACUUUGUGCAGACGGAUGAUGCACGCUAUUUCCAAAUGUUCCUGAAACGCGUUUUAGAAAUUGGCUAUCAGGUAACCUUCGGUAUACUGCAUGUUGGAAAUUUUGGAAUUCCACAAUCCAGGCACAGGAUUUUUGUCAUCGGCGCAGCUCCUGGUCUUGAAUUACCAAUUAUGCCCGAAAAGACACAUUGUUUUGGUCACUUUGAAAAAAAGAUCCAUUUCAUCAAGGUCGAUAAUGUUUUGUACGAUAAUGGUGGAGAUAUCGGAGUUUGGGGGUCAUUGCCCUUUCGAAGAACAACAGUGAGCGAUGCCAUAGCAGAUCUUCCUCAAAUAAAUUAUGAUAGCAUGUCAGAAGAAAUGCCAUAUGAAGAGAGACCCGACCUAUCUACAUAUGUCAGAUUUCUGAGAGAAAAUUGUCAGCCCAAAAAUUUAGUAAAGGACCAUGUCUGCAAGAAAUUUGAUCCCAUUUACCAGAAGCGAAUGGAGUUGAUUCCCCCUGGAGGAGAUUGGACCGACUUGCCAAACUUAAGACUCACUUACCUGAAGGGAGACGCAUAUACAUUAACGGACGUAUUGCAAUACUCUUACAGCACUGACAAGAAAGGCAAACCUGUAAAAAAAGUGGAGAGCCUUUCGGAUUUACCGACGAUUAUUCCAUUUUCAAUAGCCUCCACCGAAAGUGACUGGAAAGGCGUUUUUGGUCGAGUGACAUGGGAUGGUCAUUUCGAAACUGUGCUCACAAAACCAAACCCUUCAGGGUUCCAGGGACGAGUUAUACAUCCGGACCAACAUCGGAUAUUAACAGUGCGGGAGUGUGCGAGAGCGCAAGGAUUUCCGGACAGCUUCCAAUUUUGUGGAACUAUCCACAAAAAAUACCAGCAGGUGGGAAAUGCAGUUGCACCCUUGUUGGCAUUAGCUCUUGGGAGGACAAUAGGAAAAGCAGAGAUGACACACCACAACAAGUAAUUCAAGAACAUUUAUUGUGAAAUAAUAAAUCAUUUUCAUCGUUAUUAUUAAUUAUGUUGCAUAUCGGUGACUAUGGUUAAUUAUUAUAGUUGUUAGUUAUUUGUUAAAUUUAUAUCUUAGUUGUGUAAAAUGGUCGCGUUCACCUGCACUCAACAUGUUGAGUGCUGGUGAUCGCGACCGAUUUUCAAAUAUUAAUGUGAUACAUACCGAAGAAAAUAAAGCUUCUGUUAAAUUAAUGGAGAUGAUAAUUGAACCUGUUAAAGAGGAAAUGGAGCUUCUUCUUUAAUUGAUUCAAGUAUUUGAAGAUAUUUAUAACGAUUUGAUUUAUUUGCAUACUAUUUUUCCAAUAAUGAGGCAUGUCUCACGACAAUUGUUAUACAGAAAUAAAUAUUUUCAUAUUCCUUGGUUUAUAUUCGAAAAAUUGUAUUAGAAAGCUCACUUUAGUUACUUUUUAUCUGGGUAUAUGUAAAAAUGUAUUUGUAAUAGAUUUGUUGCAUUUAAAUGGAGAAUUUAUGUUUUUCAAGAAAAUAAACGUCUUUUUUUCUAUAUGAUAUUGAUAAUAAGUAUAUAAAUCAGGAAUUCCG